AUGGCGGCCAACGCGAAGACAGUGAAGGCAAUCGGGUGGGGCACCAAGGACUCGUCCGGCAUCCUUUCCCCAAUAGAGUUCACCCGUCGCACCACCGGCGAGCACGACGUCCAAUUCCGUGUUCUCUACUGCGGAGUCUGCCACUCGGACCUCCACCUCAUCAAGAACGACUGGGGAUUCGCCAAGUACCCUAUGAUCCCCGGCCACGAGGUCGUCGGCGUCGUCACCGAGGUUGGCACUAAAGUCGACGACUUCAAGGCCGGGGACAAAGUCGCCGUCGGCGUCAUGGUCGGGUCCUGCCGAAACUGCGACCAGUGCUCGAGCAACCUCGAGAACUACUGCAACGAGAAGCUCGACACGUACAACGGCGUCGAGCCCGAUGGCUCUCUCACCUACGGCGGCUACUCCGACCUCAUGGUGGCCGACCGCGACUUUGUCAUCCGGUGGCCAGAGAAUUUGCCCAUGGACCGCGGUGCGCCCCUCGUCUGCGCGGGUAUCACGACGUACAGCCCGUUGAGAUACUACGGGCUGGACAAGCCAGGCCUUAAUGUCGGGGUUGCCGGGCUCGGCGGGCUUGGCCACGUGGCGGUGAAGUUUCUCAAGGCGUUUGGAGCUAAGGUGACUGUGAUUGACAUCGCGCCCGAGAAGAGGGCCUAUGCGCUGGAGACUCUGGGUGCGGAUCAGUUUUUGCUGGCGAAUGAGCUGGAGCCAGCUGUAGGGACGCUGGAUGGGAUUUUGGAUGCUGUUUCUGGGUUCCAUUCGAUCCAGGCGCUGCUGAGCCUUCUGAAGCCGCACGGGAAGCUGGUGGUGGUGGGGCUGCCGGAGAAGCCGUUGGAGCUGCCCAUGUUUGCGCUGGCCACGCAGAGGAAGAUGAUUGGUGGGAGCAUGAUUGGAGGGAUCAAGGAGACGCAGGAGAUGAUUGAUUUCGCGGCUAAGCAUAAUAUAUUGCCGGAUGUUGAGGUUAUAUCCGUGGAUUAUAUUAACACGGCCAUGGAGAGGCUGGCGAGGGGUGAUGUCAAGUACAGGUUUGUGAUUGAUGUGGGGAAUACUUUGAAGGCCUGA
This is a messenger RNA of Striga asiatica, 1062 nucleotides long. Lineage: Eukaryota; Viridiplantae; Streptophyta; Magnoliopsida; Lamiales; Orobanchaceae. The record is from the annotation of a GenBank genome assembly.